AUGUCAGCACGACAAUCCAAGUUGCUUUCGCUAGAUGCGUUUGCUAAGACUGUUGAAGAUGCCAAAAUCAAAACCACUUCCGGAGGUAUCAUCACCUUAGUGUGUGUGCUUGUGGUGUUGAUGUUGAUUAGAAAUGAGUACACUGAUUAUACUACGUUAGUGACUAAACCAGAAUUGGUGGUAGAUAGAGAUAUCAAUAAGAAGUUGGAUAUCAAUUUAGACAUCACAUUCCCCAACUUACCAUGUGAUGUUCUUACUAUGGACAUUUUGGAUAUUUCUGGUGAAGCUAAAGUGGAUAUCUUGAAGUCUGGGUUUGAAAAGUUCCGGUUGGUUGAUGGUCAAGAAGUGGCCGACGAGACUCCUGUGUUGAAUGGGUUGAACGUUUUUGAUUUGAUCAAAACUGAUGAUCAUUCUGGCCCUUGUGGAUCUUGUUAUGGUGCUUUGCCACAGGAAGGUUACUGUUGUGAUACCUGUGAGGCUGUUAGAGUUGCAUAUGCUAAUAAAGAAUGGGCCUUCUAUGAGGGGAAAGACAUUGAACAAUGUGAACUGGAAGGGUAUGUUGCUAGAGUCAUUGAACGGAUCAAUAGGAAAGAGGGGUGUAGAAUCAAAGGAACUACUCAAAUCAAUAGAAUUCUGGGUAACUUACACUUUGCUCCAGGUGCCUCUCAUACUGCUCCUGGUCAACAUGUCCACGAUUUAUCUCUUUAUAACAAGUAUAAAGAAAACUUCAAUUUUGAUCAUGUGGUUAAUCAUUUGUCUUUUGGUAAGGAUCCAGAAUCAGAUUUGAUAGACUCUACUCAUCCAUUAGAUGGUCAUAGAAAGGAUAUCAACGAGAAGUAUCAUUUGUAUUCUUAUUAUAUCAAGGUUGUUGCUAGCAGAUUCGAGUCUUUGAACAAAGCUAAAACUUUGGAAACAAACCAAUUCUCAGUCAUACAACAUGAUAGGCCUUUAAAAGGUGGUAGAGAUAAAGACCAUCAACAUACCUUACAUGCUAAGGGAGGUAUCCCUGGGGUUUUCUUUUACUUUGAGAUUUCUCCAUUGAAACUUAUUAACAGAGAGGAAUAUGCCAAAACUUGGUCUGGCUUCGUUUUGGGGGUCAUUAGCUCUAUAGCUGGGGUUCUCAUGGUAGGAACUUUGAUCGAUAGAUCUGUGUUUGCUGCCGAACAAGUUAUUAAAGGUAAAAAGGACAUGUAA
Messenger RNA from Lizanozyma spartinae, 1194 nucleotides. RefSeq names its product Erv46p (gene ERV46). The transcript has a single exon. The record is from RefSeq and is a predicted model, not a curated record. The coding region runs from base 1 to 1194 and encodes 397 amino acids. NCBI's taxonomy places the organism in Eukaryota, Fungi, Ascomycota, Pichiomycetes, Serinales, Debaryomycetaceae. Gene Ontology annotation, cellular component: endoplasmic reticulum; COPII-coated ER to Golgi transport vesicle; Golgi membrane. Gene Ontology annotation, biological process: endoplasmic reticulum to Golgi vesicle-mediated transport; retrograde vesicle-mediated transport, Golgi to endoplasmic reticulum.